GUCUUCAGUUUUUUAUUAUGGAAGUGGAUGCUUUAAUUGAUAUUAAUGAGAUUAGUAGUGAUUCAACGAAACAGAUAACUCCGUGCAUCCUAAAGCUGUGUGAGAAAUAUUUUCGAUCGAAGAAGAAAACUCAAGGAUCGCUAGCAAUUGUAAAUCUCACUCCUGAUGCUUCGCCAUUCCAACGAAACGUUCUAGCGAGUCUCAAUGAGGAUGAACGCCAUGAGCUGGCUGUGAUGGUGAAGGAUGCCCGCAAGAAGCACUGGAAUGCAUCUCAUGUGACAGAAAAAGCUAAAAAUUAUUUUAUGCUUAUUAAGGACUCUUCGGAAUUAGCACAAACAAUUAAACAGCUCCAUGCUCUACCUACAUGGAAUCCUCUGGCACAGGUUGUUGUCUACAUAACAGAAGAAAUGACAUCGGCUGACUUGGAAGUACAAGUUCGAAAUAUUCUUGGUGAAUUGCACACGUGUGGGGUAUUGAAUGUUAAUAUAAUGUCGAGGAUGUAUAAAACCAACAUAAUACAGGUAGUCACUUGGUUUCCCUAUGAAGGCAAAAAUUGUGCUGACAAAAUCAUAAAUAUUCGCACAAUUGAUGAAUGUGAAUAUGUUUUGGAUGAAAAUCCUCCCAAGGAGAUGCCAGAGAGUAUGGAUGAGGCUUUAAAUGAAACAUCUAAAGAAGAGGAAAAUUUUUCAUCCAAUAAAGCAUUUAAAUUUGUUUGGAAGAAUUACUACAAGGAUUGGGUAAAGAUUCCAGAUACGUACAAUGGAUGUCCUUUGCGGAUUUCAAGUGGAAAUUGGUUGCCCUAUACGGUUUAUGAGAUAGAUGAUGGUUUCACAAAGGGAACAGAAGUCUUCAUGGUACAUACAAUGACGGAGAGAAUGAAUAUGAAGCCAAUUUACACACUUAUGAAUAUCACGAAGAUGAACUACUUCGGAAGCAAGGAUAAUGCACUUCUUUUCUAUUCAGACAUUCUUGAGGGCAUCUCAGACGUAAUGAUUGGUGGUUUGACAGAGAAUUCCAUCAGUCGGAAGAUGCUCUCCUCAUCUAUUCCCUACUUUCAAGACGAUAUAACAUUCUGCGUGGGAAAAGCACCUUUAGCACCCAAUUGGACGAACGUCUUUGCCAUCUUUAGUUUCUGGAUUUGGCUUUUUAAUAUAUUUCUCCUGUACGUCACGGGAUACAUUUUGCGGGCAUUCAGUAGAAGGGAUACUGCUGAAACGGGAAAUAUGGUAUGGGCAUUGCUACAGUCUCUUGCUGUAACUCUCUAUAAUUAUGGGCUCUACAAUCCACGACGGUUCUACAUUCGAUUCUACAUGUUCUGCCUCAUGAUCUAUGGAAUGCAUUUUUACACGGCCUACAGCAGUUUCCUCAUCACAGUGCUCACGAGGCCACGGUAUGAGAUGCAAGUGAGCUCUCUGCCGACUGCAGUGGCUGAACAAUAUCAUUUUGUAGGAAGCGAAAAUUCCCUCAACUACUUCAGCAAAGAUGACGCUCAAUCCACAUAUGUUCGGCGCAUGUUCACCAUAUGUCCGGAUAUAGAUGUGUGCUUGGAGCACGUGAAGAGCGAUAGUCAAUUGGGUGUAGCUGUUUCACGGCAGCACGCCCGAAACAGCCCAUUGAUCGACGAGAACGAUAUGUUCUGCUUCUCUCAUGCGCACAACAUCUACAGCUACUCUGUGUCAAUGCUGGCAAAGAGGGACUAUCACCUCCUACCAAAGAUAAAUGACAUUAUCCGUACAAUCCUCGAAUCAGGGCUCCUCUACAAAUGGCAAAAAGAUAGCGAAGUUAGCAAGGUGUACGUUGCUGAUGCAUCCGAAAAUGCAGAAGGUGGUAUUGUUCUGAGUUUGAGUCAUGUUCAGGGUGCCUUUAUCGUUUUGGGCUUUGGAUUAAUUCUCUCCGCUGUAUCUUUCGCCGUUGAAUGGAUCAUUUUUCUAACAAUUCAGAAAAAUCGCCCAGGCGCCACAUUUCUCAAGAGGCACAUCGAGAGGAUGCUGUGCUUCGAUUGA
Messenger RNA from Lutzomyia longipalpis, 2003 nucleotides. RefSeq lists its product as uncharacterized. Bases 18 to 2003 code for a protein of 661 amino acids. The record is from RefSeq and is a predicted model, not a curated record. NCBI's taxonomy places the organism in Eukaryota, Metazoa, Arthropoda, Insecta, Diptera, Psychodidae. The transcript has 2 exons.